AUGCACCCUCUCGCGACGGAGAUCACCGCCGGCAUGACGGCCGGCGCAGCAAAGACGCUGGCGUUCUACCCUCUGGACACACUCGUCACACGCCGAGAGGUGGGGCGGCCGCUCCUUGUGCCUCGCGAGACGCUUGAGGGAGCGAGGCCGGCGGCGAUCCGCGACGUCUACGCUGGGAGUGUGCUGGCAACCCUUGGUAUGCUGCCGUACGCGUUGCUCUUUCACACCGCCUUCUACCUGUGCGAGGCUGCUCUCGCGCGGUUCGCUAUCUCUGCGGCGCUGGUCAAGGCGCGCCCAGAAAGAUCUCACCCGCCUCCCGCCCACCCCCUCUGCCUGUCUGGCGGCUCGCUCUUCGCCGGUGCGCACGGCAGUGAUGAGCCGCGCACAAUGCUAAUCUUCUCUCCGACCGAGGCUCCUCGCCUCGUCCUGGGGAGUGCUGCGCUGGGGCUCGAGGGCGUCGCCGGCCUGUACCGCGGCUUCGGCUCCACGCUCGCUCGCAACGUGCCGUACAACGCGCUCCACUUCGGCCUCUACGCGCUCGCCGCCUCCGCGCUGCGCCCGGCUAGACUGCCAGCGACAGAGGCGCUCUCGGGCGCGCGGCUCCAGAGCCGCUCCCGGCGCGGGCGCGCCGCGGCCGGCGCGCUCACCGCGCUGCUCACGACGCCGCUCGACCUCGUCAACACGCGGCUGCAGACGCAGCGCAUCUUCACCGCCUCGGGCGCUGCGGCGAACCUCUCUGGCGUGGUCGACGCGAUCAGCAGGGUGGCGGCGGAGGAGGGAGGGCCGACGGCUCUCAUGCGCGGCGCCGGCUUGCGGGCGGCGCAGUACGCGCCCUCCGGCCUCCUCUUCUUUUGCGUGUACGAAGCCGUCAAGCGGCGCGCUGCGAGCGGCGGCUUAUGA
Emiliania huxleyi CCMP1516 is the source of this 900-nucleotide messenger RNA. RefSeq lists its product as hypothetical. The transcript is spliced from 3 exons. Gene Ontology annotation, molecular function: S-adenosyl-L-methionine transmembrane transporter activity. Gene Ontology annotation, biological process: transmembrane transport. Lineage: Eukaryota; Haptophyta; Isochrysidales; Noelaerhabdaceae. Gene Ontology annotation, cellular component: mitochondrial inner membrane. The record is from RefSeq and is a predicted model, not a curated record. Bases 1 to 900 code for a protein of 299 amino acids.